AUGGCUCUGCGACGUCCGCGUCUACAGCAGCAGACUCGUCUGCUGCCGAAUCCGCCGCGGUCGACUCAACCACCGGAUCUGCUGCUGGAUCGGUCUGCCCCAGUGGAGUCGGCCGCCGGAUCCACCGCAACUCCAGUAGCAUUAGCAGCAAUGGAAGUACCUGGAAUGACUGUGAAGGACUCAAUCCAGUUGAGCGAGAGCUUCGGUGGCCUUCAGGGCGUGGGAUUCUCGGACAAGAACUUCGUCAACUCGGGACAGACCGUCGGUCAAAUCUCCAUAUACGCCGGUGAGCGUCUGGACGGUAUCAGUUUGGAGAUAUCGGCUCCAAAGUCACUGACCUUUACCACGGUGGAACUGGUGGACAUCGCAAGAUCUUAA
Messenger RNA from Phytophthora nicotianae INRA-310, 378 nucleotides. RefSeq lists its product as hypothetical. The record is from RefSeq and is a predicted model, not a curated record. The coding region runs from base 1 to 378 and encodes 125 amino acids. The transcript has 2 exons. Lineage: Eukaryota; Oomycota; Peronosporomycetes; Peronosporales; Peronosporaceae.